Perkinsus marinus ATCC 50983 is the source of this 1504-nucleotide messenger RNA. RefSeq lists its product as hypothetical. The record is from RefSeq and is a predicted model, not a curated record. NCBI's taxonomy places the organism in Eukaryota, Perkinsozoa, Perkinsida, Perkinsidae. Gene Ontology annotation, molecular function: ATP binding; ATP hydrolysis activity. Gene Ontology annotation, biological process: endosomal transport; vacuole organization. Bases 1 to 1380 code for a protein of 459 amino acids. The transcript has 13 exons.
AUGUUGGACGACUCUCGGAUGAAGCGAGCCAUAGAGCUUGCUCAUCAGGCUACUGCCUUGGAUCGGGAGGGGAAGUACCAAGAGGCGCUUGAUAUGUACACUCUAAGCCUGGAUAAUUGGAUGCUCAUUUACAAAUAUGAAGUGAACCCGGCUCUGAAGGCCCGUUUAUCUACGAAGAUCUCCGAGUACAUGAAUCGCGCUGAGCAAAUCAAGAAGUACCGUCUCCGUCCGAACCUUCGUCAAAUUGAAUCCCACUACAGGUACCUCGAGCGCAUGCAGUUACCAUCGACAGCUCCCCAACCGGGUGAUGGAGGUACUGCGGAAAUGAUGAGGCCAUCUGAUAGUGAGGAUGACAGUAAAGGGCAGGGCGACCAACAACAGGGUAAGAGCAAUCCCGAGAUGGAUAAGAUGAAGAAGGCUCUAGAAGGAGCUAUCAUCACCGAGAAGCCCAAUGUUCAUUGGAGUGACGUAGCCGGUUUGGAUCAGGCUAAGGCUAGUCUACAGGAGACUGUCAUUUUACCUACUAAAUUUCCACAGCUUUUCACCGGAAAACGCAAGCCCUGGAAGGGUAUACUGCUUUAUGGUCCUCCUGGAACUGGUAAAUCAUAUUUGGCUAAGGCGUGCGCUACUGAGGCUGACGCCACUUUCUUCAGCGUAUCGAGUUCAGAUUUGGUAUCGAAAUGGAUGGGCGAAUCGGAGAAGUUGGUGAGAUCCCUUUUCGAGAUGGCGCGGGCCGAAAAAUCCGCCAUUAUUUUCAUCGAUGAGGUCGACUCUCUGUGUGGAUCGCGGGACUCGGGAGAAAGCGACGCGACUCGGAGAAUUAAAACGGAGUUUUUGGUGCAAAUGCAAGGAGUGGGCAGUGAUAAUGGUGGGCAAGUGUUGGUGUUGGGCGCAACGAACUGUCCUUGGGACCUAGAUGCUGCGAUAAGAAGAAGGUUUGAGCGAAGGAUUUAUAUACCACUGCCAGAAGUGCAGGCCAGAAUAAGAAUGUUCGAGCUCAGUAUCGGGGAUACGCCGCACGAGCUGACCAGAAGGGACAUAUCGAAAUUAGCUCAGGAAACGGAUGGAUUCUCGGGCGCCGAUAUCAGCGUAUUGGUUCGCGAUGCUCUAAUGCAGCCAGUGAGAAGGUGUAGCCAAGCAACUCACUUUAAGAGGGUCAUUAAAGAUGGAAAAAAAUUUUGGACACCAUGCAGUCCGGGCGAUCCAGAUAGGACCACACAAGAGAUGAGUUUGAUGGAUAUCGGCAGUUCUGAAUUGCUCCCACCUAAAGUCUCCAGAGUGGACUUCCAAGUAGCUCUUUCUAACGCGCGUCCAUCGGUCGGAUCUGAGGAUCUGGCCAGACAAGAGGAGUGGACGGCUCAAUACGGCAUGGAAGGUUAACUGUAGCUGCAGCUUGUGAUCGAAGGGAAGGGCAUUUUGUAUUUUUGGAGAUAUACAUUAGAAUAGUAUUAUAACAUUACGGUGGGCUGUGAUAGUUACCCCAACGUACUCCCAUUUUUCAUUC